AUGUCUAGCCAUAUAAAGUUCGCAGAGCCGAUUUCGAGGAAGGGAGGAACCGAUGCCAGGAUCGGGAGGGACAACAAUGAAAAGGGGUCGGGGCAAAGGCCGUCUUCGCCUGGCAAUGAGAUUGUUUAUCUCGCGGGAUGGAGGCUGGUUCUUACCACUAUAGGACUUUUGAUUGGAUUCUUUCUCUCCAAUCUCGACGUAACGAUUGUGAGCUCGUCUCUGACCAGUAUUACCGACAGCCUGGAGGGGUUCGAGAAGAGAAGUUGGAUUAUUACUGGAUACUUGGCCACAUACACAGGGUCUAUGGCGAUAUGGACAAAAGUCAGCGAUAUCAUCGGGAGAAAGCACACGACACUAGCUGCCCUUGUUAUUUUGCUCGGUUUUUCGAUAGGCUGUGGAUGUGCCCAAACAGUGAAUCAACUAAUAAUUUUACGAGCGCUCCAAGGAAUAGGAGGCGCCGGUGCUUAUGCAUUGGCGAUACUCUGCGUCUACGAGAUAGCCCCCAAAACAAAACUCCCAAUCUACAGCGGUCUCAUGUCACUCUGCCUGGCUCUGGCAUCUUUGCUGGGCCCAAUAAUUGGAGGUGCCCUAGCACAAGCAUCCGCCUGGAGAUGGGUUUUCUUGAUCAAUGCUCCAUUAUGCUUCAUCGCAAUUGUUGCAAUCACAUUUGCGAUGCCUACACACUUCGGCCUUGACCAACACACUCCCUCUUUCCGAACGAAAGCAUCUUAUCGCUCAUUCGCCAACCUCGACCUUGUGGGAUCAUUGCUGGCGAUGGUUGGGUCGUUCUUGCUUGUCACUGUCUUAAACGAAGCAAAUCUGGCAUUUCCAUGGGACUCGGGAGCUGCAAUCACCCUCAUUGUUCUCACUGCUGUUGCCUGGAUUGCCUUCUUCUCCUGGGAGUGCUAUAUUUCGGACAUGCCCGGCAAAGAUCCGAUCUUCCCCAAACGUUGGCUUUUUGAGCGUCCAUGGAUGGGCAUUCUACUUUGCUCAUUUGUUAUCGGUGCGCCAUUCAACGUCGUCCUCGUAUACGUUCCACAGCAAGCCCAGCUCCUCUUGGGCAAGUCGCCUCUUGAUUCCGGUAUAUAUCUGAUUGGAUAUUCUGCUGUUGCCGCCGUCGCUGCGGUUGCUAUAAAUCUUGCAAGUUCGAAGGGGCGUAUACCGUUCGUUUAUUCUCUGCUUGUGGGCUGUACAAUCCACACUGUGGGUGUUGGGCUUCUAUCAACGAUCGCCACUGAGAAGGGCUUCCAGGCCACGGAUAUCGUCUAUGGUGUCAUUGCCGGCGCAGGGCUCGGAUUGACGAUGGGAAUUCUUGUUCUAUCCAUACCAUACAUAGUUGAGGACAGAGACCUCGCGAUUGCCACUGGUGCAGUGGUUCAGUUCCGCUUCCUUGGCGGCGCUGUUGGGCUCGCCAUUGCAUCGAACAUUUUCAAUGGCCGUUUGGCGCAUCAUUUACACGGAAUUUUGACAAGGCACGAACUGCACUUAUUCCUUGAAAAUGUGAAAGCGAUAAAUUCUCUAUCUCCUAAUCUACAAGAAGAUGUUAAGGGUGUUCUUGCGGACAGUUUCACCACUCAGCUGAGAGUUAUGAUCGGAUUCGCUGCGGCUUCAGUACCGGCAGCUCUGCUACUGUUGAAGCCAGGCAGACGCCAGCUUGCGGCCGAUCGGCAUUCAGGUUUAUUCUCGGGGUAG
Messenger RNA from Penicillium atrosanguineum, 1692 nucleotides. RefSeq lists its product as uncharacterized. The coding region runs from base 1 to 1692 and encodes 563 amino acids. Gene Ontology annotation, molecular function: transmembrane transporter activity. The transcript has 7 exons. Gene Ontology annotation, biological process: transmembrane transport. The record is from RefSeq and is a predicted model, not a curated record. Lineage: Eukaryota; Fungi; Ascomycota; Eurotiomycetes; Eurotiales; Aspergillaceae.